GCCUUUAAUUUCAUAAACUCGCUUUCUCUGCAAUUUCUCCUUCAUUUCCUAUCACUGCACAACUUCCAUUUACUUCUUUCUCUCUCUCUCUCCUCUUUCUCACUGUUCCCAUUUUCCACUGUUUGCUCUCAGCUGACGGAUUCUUGGUCAAGUCCUUGUUUUUGUGAUCGGUGAGUUUCUGGGUCCCCCACUUGUGCUUCCAUUCUGUUUUGUGCUGUUUCUUCUCCUUUCCGUGUUUGAUUUGUUCUUGAUGCAACCACUAAUCGUUAAGGAUUUGUGUUAUGGCUAAUGAAUUUCUUCUUCAUCCAUGUGAGCCAACAAGUUUGUGAAGUGAUUGAUGUAAGCAAUGGUUGCUGAAUCAUGGUUUCGAACUCUAUGGAAGACUUCACGGAAGGAUGAUAGUAAUUCUGAGAAGGCGGUGAUUGGGGUAUUAGCAUUUGAAGUUGCUAGCUUGAUGUCCAAGCUUGUUAAUUUGUGGCAGUCUUUGAGUGAUAAACAGGUUGCUAAGUUGAGAGAAGAGAUAACAAAUUCAGUUAGUAUAAGAAAGCUUGUUUCAGAUGAUGAGAAUUUCAUUGUACGCUUAAUCAGUCUAGAGAUGCUUGAGAACAUGGCACAUGUGGCUGAAUCUGUGGCUAGACUUGGGAAGAAAUGCAGUGAUCCAAGUUUGCAGGGUUUUGAGAAUACCUUUGACGAUUUUAUCACUUUUGGUGUUGAUCCUUAUGGGUGGGGAUUCACCUCCAGGAAAAUGGAGAAAAAGGUAAAAAGGAUGGAAAAGUUUAUAGCAACUAAUGCAACUUUGUAUCAAGAGAUGGAAUUGCUGUCUGAUCUUGAGCAAACUGUUAGAAGAAUGAAGGCUUACACUGAGUCUGACGGGCCAAAUUUAAUUGACUAUCAGAAGAAGGUUGCAUGGAAAAGGCUGGAGGUAAAAAACUUCAAGGCUAAUUCUCUGUGGAACAGGACAUAUGAUUAUACUGUACACUUUUUAGCAAGGGCUUUGUUUACAAUAUUCAGUAGGAUCAACAAUGUAUUCGGAAUUCAAGAGAUUAUAGAUGUUGGUAAAAUCAAGAAUCGAAGUGCUUUGAAUUCCAAUCACAUUCAUGGCAGUCAAUCAGUUUCUGAAGUUUUGCAACCUUCAGUCCACCCCUCCAGGAAUAAUGUUAGUAGAUUUGCUUCAGGACCCCUUGGUGCUUUUACUGCUACAUCUGUUCCAAAUGUUAGAACAAAUAAAACUGGCAAUUUUCGUUCAGGUGGUGGUGACUCAUCCGUCAAGUCAGGCCCAAUUUCAGGAAAGUAUAGAAGUAUCAAAAUUUUCUCAGGUCCUCUUGGAAGGAAUUCCAAAAAGCCAGUCCAAGAUAAUGGAACAAAUAAAAGCAGCAAGAUUUGGAAGUUUCAUGGCCACUCAUCUGCCAUAAAUGGCAUAAAUGGGAGGGAAAUUAAUGGAAGACACAAUCGACUGACUCAAGUAGGACCUUUCAAAGGAUGUAUGGCUGUGGACAGUUCCUCUGUCAUUGACUGCCACUCAAGCCUAAAUGAUGUUCAUUUAGCAACUCAGAAUCACAAUGAUGCUAAUGCAAACCUUCUUGCUCCUGGAAAAGAAGUUCAUUGUCCUCGAUCAACUUUUGGUACUCUAUUCAGGUUAAAGCCUCCAUCUGAAUCCCUUGGUGCUGCUUCUUUAGCCCUGCAUUAUGCAAAUGUCAUCAUUGUGAUAGAGAAGCUUGCAGCUUCUCCAUACCUGAUUGGUCUUGAUGCGAGAGAGGAUCUUUACAACAUGUUACCUAGACGUGUAAGAACUACUCUUAGGGCCAAGCUAAAGCCAUAUUCCAAGGCCAUGGCUAAAGCCAUCUUUGACACAAGUCUAGCAGAGGAAUGGACCGAAGCAAUGAGGGGUAUAUUAGAAUGGUUAGCCCCACUUGCUCAUAACAUGCUAAGAUGGCAAUCUGAGAGAAGUUAUGAGCAGCAUAGCUUUGUUUCCCGGACAAACGUGUUGCUGGUACAAACCCUUUACUUUGCAAAUCAAGAAAAAACAGAAGCAAUAAUCACUGAGCUUCUUGUGGGUCUGAAUUAUGUAUGGAGAUAUGUUAGGGACCUCAAUACAAAAGCUCUGGUUGAUUGUAGCAAUAAUGGGGUAGAUAGUAGAUACCCUCAACUGAAUGGAUAAGCAGAUAGUAGAUACCCUCAACUGAAUGGAUAAGCAAUCUUCAUGAUGCUCAUGGCAGUUUUCACUUGAAGUGCAGUCCCUGACCAUUUUGAUUGGUAUGAAGGAUUUCAGGGACACCAACUUUCUAGCUUGAGUUUCGAUGAAUGUGAAUUAGGGGCUAGAUGGAGUAUGAGAGAAAUGGUCACAUACACUGUUGUGCAAUAUUAGAGUUAGAAUGCAAUCUUGGCGAGAAAUGUUCAUUUUAAAUAUUUAGUAUUAUUUUUCUUUGAGGAGAUCCUAGCUGAUUUAACUUGGAUCGCUGGUCUCAUCUCUGAUAAGUUGUCCUAUGGGUUCCUACAUGCUGUUUAGAGGGCGGAUAUUUAUGAGCAUAAUAUAUAUUAAAUUGUAUAGUUUUAUCAAACUGGAUCUUUCUAUAUUGAAAUCUUUUGAAUGGUGGGAUGACAUGCCAAUUUCAAAAUGCUAGAUAC
This is a messenger RNA of Abrus precatorius (Indian licorice), 2625 nucleotides long. RefSeq lists its product as uncharacterized. Gene Ontology annotation, biological process: positive regulation of growth. Bases 347 to 2158 code for a protein of 603 amino acids. Lineage: Eukaryota; Viridiplantae; Streptophyta; Magnoliopsida; Fabales; Fabaceae. The transcript is spliced from 2 exons. The record is from RefSeq and is a predicted model, not a curated record.